Paralichthys olivaceus (Japanese flounder) is the source of this 2807-nucleotide messenger RNA. RefSeq names its product desumoylating isopeptidase 1-like. The record is from RefSeq and is a predicted model, not a curated record. Gene Ontology annotation, molecular function: peptidase activity. Gene Ontology annotation, biological process: protein modification by small protein removal. NCBI's taxonomy places the organism in Eukaryota, Metazoa, Chordata, Actinopteri, Pleuronectiformes, Paralichthyidae.
ACGUCAUCUUUGUCAGCCCCGCCCAGUCAGCUGUUCGAACGAGCCUAGCCGAGGCAGCUAAUAAACAAACCCGUUAAAAUACAGAUAUUUGUACACGAUGGAUAAGAGUACUACGCGGUACAAUGUACAGCUGUACAUCUACGAUCUAUCGAGAGGGAUGGCUCGCAGCCUCAGCCCCAUCAUGUUGGGGAAACAGCUGGAUGGCAUCUGGCACACGGCUAUCGUGGCGUACGGUGAUGAGUUCUUCUUCGGAGGGGAGGGGAUCUCCAGCUGUUCACCGGGUGGGACAAUGCUGGGACCUCCAGACAAUGUAGUGGAGCUGGGUGAGACUGAAGUGUCCGAGGAAAUCUUCAUGGAUUACCUCUCCUCCCUUGGAGAAAGCACAUACAGAGGGGACAGGUAUCGUCUGUUUGAGCACAACUGCAACACCUUCACCAAUGAGGUGGCUCAGUUCCUGACCGGCAGGACCAUCCCCUCCUAUAUCACUGACCUUCCGUCCGAAGUCCUCUCCACACCAUUCGGCCAAAUACUGCGGCCCAUCCUGGACUCUAUCCACAUCGCACCUCCAGGGGGCAACGUCAUCAACAGAGGCAGAAACGUCUAACCUGAGAGUCACAGUGUUCGAGGUCACUUCCAUUGUAGUCAGUCACUAAUACGUCUCAAGCUUGUCUUUCUUUCUGUCUUUCUUUCUUUCUUUCUUUCUUUGUAGUUAAAAUUAAUUGAUUUAAUUUUUCUUCCUUAAAAUCAAGUGGGUUGGUGAAUUCGACUUAGUGGCAACUCACUGCCCACUUGAUGAAAUUUGAGGGUGCCUUGGUCAGUUGAAAUGUGAUAUGCUAAUGAUCAAUUGGAAAGUUAAAAAAAACAGAUCAAAGUUUUCAUUGUACCCGACGAGCAAAGUAUCAUAUAAAGUAUCAUAUAAAGUAUCACAUCCACAUUUAAUACAUUUAAAUACCUCUUAGCACAUUGGUGCAUUAAGCGUAUUCUACAUACAGUAUACAUAUACACAUAUAUAUAUAUAUAUAUAUAUAUAAAUGUUUUUUUUGGUAUAGCAACAUGUUAUUUAUAAUAAAGAUUUUGUUUAUUUAAUGAAGUUAAGGAAUUCAGUUUCGCUCAUAUCAGGUUUCACACAAGGUUCCUACAGCGAGAAUCAUCUGCUGCUGACUACAAUGGAAUGAUUCAGAUUGUACACUUUAGCAUAGGUAUGUUUAAUAUAUUCAAAUCAAUGGAAUGCGGGUUAAUAGAAAGAUACAAACAUGUGUUUUAAUCUUUUAAUGUCAUGAUCAGAUUUUAAUUUUGCACUUUUUAUGUUUUGUUUUACUUUUUGUUAUUUGGUCGCCUGCAUUUCUCGCCAGAGAUCAUUUUGUACCUUUUGAAUAUUUGUCUCUGUUUCUCCUGAAUUCAGCUCGUUUCUGGUCGCCUACCGUACCUUCCAUUAUCAUUCCACCUGUCACAGAGUUUGUGAAAUGAAACAAACAUUGUGUGACUGAUGCCUCAUUAGCUCAGCGCUUGUAAGCUUACAUAAGAGAUUAGCUCAAAUGUUUAUCUAUACAGCAGGACUGGGAUCAGGUCACCAUGAAUUCAGUUAUGUCUGUGCAUACAAAAGUUAACCCUGUCAUGAGUAACAGCAAGUAGAGCAAGAAGAAAACUCAUGAUGAAGUUCCAUCAGGCUGCAGAAAUCAUUUUUGUCCAGUUUUGAAAAAAGAAAUUAGUUUUUUUGGCCAGACACAAACAAGUGUUUAAGGGUUUUCAUUUAAAAUCGACUAAAAGUUAACUACUGCGCAGUUACGUCACGUAAGUUUUGCCUCUUGGUCUGUGCCACCAGCUCCACGGGUAGAUGCUGAUCACUGAUACACUUUUUCUUUCAUUUUCUUUUUUAAAUACUUAUGUUCCAGUUGCCAUGUGGAUACUUCUAAACAAUUGCAAAUCCACAGAUAUUUUUAACGAAGCGGUGACCAUAUGUAGACUGAAGUUCUGCACCGAUGACUCAUUGCUUGAGUUCUUUAACAGCCAUCAGAGUGUGUUUGAUAUAAAAUACAUCUCUGUGCCUUCGUUUCCCUUCGCUUGGUUGCAGUCACACUGUGUGGUUGAUGCCGUGGUUAUAGUUUAGCACAGAUCUCAUUUUUGAUUCACUGCAUGAAGGUCCAACCCUAAAUAUCUUUAAACAACUCAAAUUAGGCGAAGUUGAAUCACUGCACUCUGGCGUUAGAAAGAACAUAUAGCUGUCUUAUUUCAAGACAAUACACACAGUGGAUCACAUGCUUAAGAUUGAUCUGAUUACAUGAAACACACUGAACCUCAUGAGCCAACAAACAGAAGGAAGGAUGAAAGAAGCACAGAAAAAAAAGGCAGUAAAGAGUGAUUAAACCAGCAUUAACAUUCACCGUGUUCUCCUGCAAUAAAGAAACCUCACACACACUUGACCUUCCCAGCAGUCACUGCUAAAAGUUCAACCUCACGUCUGUAAGUAUUUGGAUACUUUGAGAGAAAUGAAAACUGACUCCUGCUCUGAGAGGCCCAGAAAGCUCAGGUGAAUCCGGGUUCUGUUGUUUUUUGCCUUCAGCUAACCAACUAACUGACAUGCUAACCGGACCACUGAAAUGUAUUACUGCACAAGUCACCCUUCCUCGCUGUGACGUGUCGUUGCUGGCUCUAACCUGUAAUGUGAAAUUGAAACAGAUAUAUUUAUGGAUAUAAAAUCCUUAUUUGAAUAAUCUAACUAUGGUGGAUAUGUUCAUGCAUAUUGUUUAUAUGGUUUGUGUAAUUGUUUUUUUGUAAUCUGACCUAUACAUAAAGCCAGUGACUGCAAA